Molecule: messenger RNA, 1420 nt
Organism: Cryptomeria japonica (Japanese cedar)
Lineage: Eukaryota; Viridiplantae; Streptophyta; Pinopsida; Cupressales; Cupressaceae
Product: protein STRICTOSIDINE SYNTHASE-LIKE 4
Exons: 6
Coding region: 216-1295 (359 amino acids)
Biological process (GO): biosynthetic process
Molecular function (GO): strictosidine synthase activity
Source: RefSeq, a predicted model, not a curated record
UCAUCCGAUGGGCAUAUCCUUUUUGCAUUAAGUAUUCUACUUAUUCCUAGUAGAGUUCGCUUGCAUUUAAAAACAUUUGUUUUGGCAGUAUCUUCAAUUCCUGUACAUAUAAUGACAAGCACUAGAGGCUAUUCACAUAUUUGUAAGAUGCUCUGUGUUCUACAGUAAGUUGUUCUACAAAUAAUAGAGGAUAAGAUUUCAUACAAAGAGAGAAAAUGAGUUGGAUCACUCCAUCAACAGUAGCAACCGCUGUUUCAGCCUGUUUGGUUGCAUGGCUCCUGCAAAUUAUAGCCUAUUCACCAAUUUCACUCGGUCCCAGCAUUUUUCAGUCUGAUUAUAAAAGUGAAGGCCACUUUGUUAAGAACAAUGUUUUGCAGAGUGUUGAGAAAUUAGGGGAAGGCUUCUUGUACGGGCCAGAGGAUUUAGCUGUGGACAGCAAUGGACUAAUUUACACUGCAACUCAAGAUGGGUGGAUUAAACGUAUGCAUCCAAACGGAUCAUGGGAGGAAUGGAAGGAGGUGGGGGGAAGUCUUCUCGGCCUCACUGUGUCCAAGAGUGGACAUAUUAUUGUUUGUGAUCCUGCCAGGGGCCUGCUCAAAGUUAGUGAUGAGGAAGUCUCCGUUAUAGCUUCUGAAAUUGAAGGAGAAAAAAUCAGAUUUGUUGAUGCAGUUGUAGAAAGUAGUGAUGGAAGUUUAUAUUUCUCAGAUGCCAGCACCAAGUUUCCAUAUAGCCAGUGCAUUUUGGACUUUGUAGAAGGAGUACCAUAUGGCCGCCUUCUCAAAUAUGACCCAAAAACUAAGAAAACAAGUGUGCUGCUUGAUGGCCUUGGCUUUGCAAAUGGAGUAGCUCUUUCUGCAUCUGAAGAUUAUGUGGCUAUCUGUGAGACAUGGAAGUUUAGGUGUCUCAAAUAUUGGAUUAAAGGAGAGAAAUCCGGAAAAACAGAAGUUCUUGUGGAUAAUUUGCCUGGAGGCCCAGAUAACAUAAAUCUUGCUUCAGAUGGGCAUUCAUAUUGGAUAGCUAUCUUAAAGUUGCGUAUCAAGGCGGUACAAUUUAUGUUUGAAUAUCCCAUUUUAAGACAUAUAUUUGCAAGAUAUCCAUCAAUAUUGAAUUGGUUUGGGGUUACAACAGGUUGGGCAAUGGUGGCAAAGGUUGGAGAAGAUGGUACAAUAAUCAAAAUGUUUGAUGAUUCAAAUGGGAAAGUUAUAUCAUUUGUGACUUCUGCCAUGGAGGUGGGAGAAUACCUCUACUUAGGCAACCUCAAUACCAAAUUUCUUGGUCGACUAAAUUUGAAGUGAAUAGAUCAUCUUUUUAUAAUUAAAGGCCAUUCAAACAAUUUGAUCUUACAUAUUACCUGCACAAAAGUUAGAGAAUGUGACAUAAGUAGAUAUUUUCAAAAGAAUGGCUUUAUAUUUUAUUUGGA